Messenger RNA from Nymphaea colorata (pocket water lily), 2214 nucleotides. RefSeq lists its product as uncharacterized. The transcript has 10 exons. The coding region runs from base 501 to 1655 and encodes 384 amino acids. Lineage: Eukaryota; Viridiplantae; Streptophyta; Magnoliopsida; Nymphaeales; Nymphaeaceae. The record is from RefSeq and is a predicted model, not a curated record.
CCACUCUACAGUUUGAAUUUUGACAGAACCGUGGGAUGGGCUCCCCUAGUUCCAAGUUUCCAACUGACCCGGAUCUAAUCAAACUGUUAUUGUUGCUGUAGCUCCGUCGGCGUUUGUAUGAUCAAAAUCGCGAAACCCACAAAAGGAAUUUGACAACAUGAAGGGUAUCCUAGUUUAUGACCAAAAGAUGGGUUUAAACAAGGGCUUCACUUUUUCCCUUGCUUUUGGGGCGUAUACCGAAGGUGGGGUGGUGGCGUUUUCUUUGCUGGUAGGUAGGAACGUCAGGACACUGUGGGAUGCCGAUGACGAGCUCUAUCUGUCAUGAUCGGCGGAUUGGGAAGUAGAGGCUAAUUACGACCCUGACUUUUUCCGAUGUGGAAAGUAAACUGGAAUUUCCUCAGUUGUUCGGUCACGAUCCUGUGCGCGAUCUUUCCCUCUGUCUCUAGAAUCAUAGACUAGAGCAGUCGGACUAGAUCGCUCAUCACCACAUCAUUGUAGUCAUGAAGAGGGAUGGUGGUUACUCCGUACCCGGGGACUAUGUCCAUUUCAAGUCCCAGGUGCCCCUCCACAAGAUCUCUAUCGGUGCAAACCAGUGGCGAUAUUAUGAUUAUGGUCCUAAGCUGGUGCCUCCACUUAUCUGUCUUCCUGGCACUGCAGGAACAGCGGAUGUCUAUUAUAAACAAAUCAUGUCCUUGUCAUCAAAGGGUUAUCGAGUAAUUUCUGUUGAUAUUCCCUGUGUAUGGAGCCAUCAAGAAUGGGUCCAUUCCUUUGAGAAGUUCUUGGAUGCUGUUGACAUUCAUCACGUUCAUCUUUAUGGUACAUCACUUGGGGGGUUCCUUGCACAACUUUUUGCUCAACAUCGUCCUAGGCGUGUCAGAUCUUUGGUGCUCUCAAAUGCAUUUUUAGAGACACGCUGUUUUGCUGCUGCAAUGCGUUGGUCGUCUCUGGUUAAUUGGACACCAUCCUUUCUGCUGAAGAGGCAUAUUUUGAUGGGGAUUCAUGAUGGUCCACACGAACCUUUCAUUGCUGAUUCUGUGGAUUUUGUUGUCAGCCAGCUUGAGACACUAUCAAGAGAGGACUUGGCUUCAAGGUUGACUUUGAACACAGCUGCAGCAUCGGUUGGAAGAUUGCAGCUAUCAGAUUCUUGUAUCACAAUAAUGGAUACCAACGAUUAUUGUGCUAUUCCUCAACCAUUGAAGGAUCAGGUUGGUGAUCGUUAUCCUGGUGCGCGUCGUGCAUUUCUGAAGACUGGAGGCGAUUUUCCUUUUCUUUCACGACCUGAUGAAGUUAACCUACACCUUCAGCUACAUCUAAGGCAUGCUGGAUUGGAAGCACGGCCUGAUUUAGUUCUUGGAGCUUCACGGGAUGGCAACGCUGGAAGUCCAACCGAGGAGAGGAGACAAGGUGAGCCUUCAGAUGGCACUACAAGCAGCGGCAGAGGUUCAAGCACCAAUGCACAAGAUACAGCUCCUCCAUCAGGUACUGAAACUCAUGUGGUUGAUGGGCAACUACUAAACACUGCUAGAGUGCUCUUAGCAGCAAAGGAUUCAACAGAUCUGCUCUCCCUUUUACUUGUUUUCAUGGAAAGGGCACUUCUCAUUGCUGCAUCAGAAUUGCUUUUUCGUCCACCUCAGGUGCAACAGGUAUUUUGCUGAGAGCAGCAUCAAACUGGGAGGAGUAAUUUUAGUGACUUCCUUGGUUAUUGUGCAUCAGAUUUGGUCUGAUAACCUGCAUUUAUCUGGACAAAGGCAUAAUUUCAGUAUGUUGAUGGCUGACAAACCGUCGUCAAUCACAUAAAGGACCUGGUUUUCCACUUAAGCAUUUUCCAUUUUUGGAUGAGCAGAAACUCUCAGUCACCUAAGAAAUGUCAAGCAUAUUAAAAGAACGUACUGGAUGGUCUGUUAUAGAGCACCAGAAUGUCAAGUAUAAAUUUGAUGAAGGUACUGCAUGCCUGGUAUUUUGCAAGAAUAUCUUGUCUCGUCACUUCAUCCUCAACAAUACAGCUUAGAUAUACACGCUUACAGUGUGUGCAGAGCUGAGUUGCAGGUCUCAUUGACGGCCCUUAUAUCAUGCAUGUAUGAACAUAGUCAUGUAAUUAGCCAAUUCGAUCCCUAUACCAUAACCUACCCAUCAACUGUAGACCACAGCAUAGUGCAAUUCUUUUUCCACAUCGCAUGCCUGUAGUUUCCAAUGAACCUUGGGGGUACCAUUUCU